Mugil cephalus (flathead mullet) is the source of this 9218-nucleotide messenger RNA. It is a transcript of the gene kif1b, whose product is annotated as kinesin family member 1B. NCBI's taxonomy places the organism in Eukaryota, Metazoa, Chordata, Actinopteri, Mugiliformes, Mugilidae. Gene Ontology annotation, biological process: microtubule-based movement. Gene Ontology annotation, molecular function: ATP binding; microtubule binding; microtubule motor activity. The record is from RefSeq and is a predicted model, not a curated record. Bases 339 to 6059 code for a protein of 1906 amino acids. The transcript has 52 exons.
GUAAAUCGAGUCCAUCUAUCAAUCCUCCUCCUCGCCCGUGUGCAGGGUAGACGUCCGCCUUUUAUCCUUACUGGAAGAAAAAUAAGAAUAUUAACAGAAAUAAGCCGCUCCGGGGGGUUGCCAGUCACGAGUCCAUCCGGCGGAGGAUACCGCUAUAAUGGGUGUUUUUCACGGAAGAGGACUUUAUAGCAGUUUUCGCAGAUUCUGAUAGAAAACAACACACGUCUUGACGCCCGUUAGCUUCCGUCGGUUCUCGCCACUGCCCGGUGGUGUUGUCUCGGUCUCCAAACGAAGGACAUACAAGGAAUCUUACUGGGAGACAGUCCUAAACCUCAAACAUGUCUGGGGCGUCCGUAAAAGUCGCCGUUCGAGUCCGGCCCUUCAACUCCAGGGAAACGAGCAAGGAGUCAAAAUGUAUAAUUCAGAUGCAGGGCAACACUACAACUAUCCUCAACCCCAAAGCCCCGAAGGAACCAGCCAAAACGUUCAGUUUUGACUACUCCUACUGGUCACACACCACGCCUGAAGACCCCAGCUUUGCAUCGCAGAACCUUGUGUACAAUGACAUUGGCAAGGAAAUGCUGGCGCAUGCUUUCGAAGGCUAUAACGUCUGCAUUUUCGCUUAUGGGCAGACAGGAGCUGGCAAAUCCUACACUAUGAUGGGGAAACAGGAGGAGGGCCAGGAAGGAAUCAUUCCUAUGCUAUGUGAAGAUCUAUUUGAGAAAAUCAAUGAGGACAACAAUAAAGAGGAGCUCUCCUACUCGGUAGAGGUCAGCUACAUGGAGAUCUACUGUGAGCGAGUGAGAGAUUUGCUCAAUCCCAAAAACAAAGGGAACCUGCGAGUGCGAGAACACCCGCUACUCGGUCCCUACGUGGAGGACCUGUCCAAACUAGCCGUCACGUCCUACACGGACAUCGCCGACCUAAUGGACGCAGGCAACAAGGCCCGAACUGUGGCUGCCACCAACAUGAAUGAGACGAGCAGCAGGUCCCAUGCUGUUUUCACCAUUGUUUUCACACAGAGGAAACACGACAGUGAGACAGAUCUCUCCACGGAAAAGGUCAGUAAAAUUAGCCUGGUAGAUUUGGCAGGGAGUGAACGAGCAGAUUCCACUGGAGCUAAAGGCACCAGGCUAAAGGAAGGAGCGAACAUCAAUAAAUCUCUGACCACGUUAGGAAAGGUUAUCUCUGCCUUGGCUGAAGUGGUGAGUGUGGAUAACUGUACCAGCAAGAGCAAGAAGAAGAAGAAGACCGACUUCAUCCCCUACAGAGACUCCGUUCUGACAUGGCUGCUGAGGGAGAACCUCGGUGGAAACUCCAGAACAGCUAUGGUCGCAGCCCUCAGUCCUGCAGAUAUCAACUACGAUGAAACCCUCAGCACGCUCCGCUAUGCUGACCGGGCAAAGAACAUCAAAUGCAAUGCUGUCAUCAAUGAGGAUCCCAACAACAAGUUGGUGCGUGAUCUGAAGGACGAAGUGGCUCGACUGAAGGAGCUGCUCCGCGCCCAGGGCCUGGGAGACAUCCUGGACAUUGAUCCUAUGGGGGAUGAUUGCCCAGGAAGUGGAAUCAAAUACCUCAAAGACAUUCAGAACAAUAAGCAUAGAUACUUGAUAGCUUCAGAGAACCAACGCCCUGGCCAUUUCUCCACAGCCCCUAUUGGUUCCCUGACAGCCUCUCCGUCCUCUGGCUCACUGUGCAGCCAGGGGGGCCUGCAGUCAGUCACCAGCAUCCAGGAGCGCAUCAUGUCCACACCUGGAGGAGAAGAGGCCAUUGAAAGACUCAAGGAAUCAGAAAAGAUCAUUGCCGAGCUCAAUGAAACCUGGGAAGAGAAACUGCGUAAGACUGAGGCGAUCCGCAUGGAGAGGGAGGCCUUGCUUGCAGAAAUGGGUGUGGCAAUCCGUGAAGACGGAGGCACUUUGGGUGUAUUCUCCCCUAAAAAGACUCCACACUUGGUUAACCUGAACGAGGAUCCUCUCAUGUCGGAGUGUCUGCUCUACUACAUCAAAGACGGAAUUACAAGGGUGGGUCAGGCUGAUGCUGAGAGAAGACAGGACAUUGUUUUAAGUGGUGCUCAUAUCAAGGAGGAGCACUGCAUCUUCCGCAGUGAAAGAAAUGCCAAUGGAGAUGUUAUCGUGUUGCUUGUGCCCUGCGAGGGAUCAGAAACCUACGUCAACGGAAAGCGUGUUGAGGAUGCAAUCCAGCUUCGUUCAGGCAACCGUAUCAUCAUGGGAAAGAACCACGUAUUCAGGUUCAACCACCCAGAGCAGGCUAGAGCCGAAAGGGAGAAGACGCCUUCCGCCGAAACCCCCGUGGAGCCGGUGGAUUGGACGUUUGCUCAGAGGGAACUUCUGGAGAAACAGGGCAUCGACAUGAAGCAGGAAAUGGAGAAAAGGCUCACUGAAAUGGAAAUCUUGUACAAGAAGGAGAAGGAGGAAGCAGACCAGCUUCUGGAGCAACAGCGACUGGUUUACGAGAGCAAAUUGCAGGAACUCCAGAAACAGGUGGAGACUCGUUCUCUGGUAGCCGAGACGCCUGACGAAGAAGAGCUGGAGGAGGAGGAAGAAGAGGAAGAGCCUAAACUACACGGAUUGCCGUGGACUCAGCACGAGUUCGAGCUGGCUCAGUGGGCCUUCAGGAAGUGGAGGUAUCAUCAAUUCACCUCCCUGCGUGACCAGCUGUGGGGGAACGCCGUCUAUCUGAAGGAGGCCAACGCCAUCAGUGUGGAGUUAAAGAAGAAAGUCCAGUUCCAGUUUGUCUUGCUGACAGACACGCUCUACUCUCCGCUGCCCCCCGAGCUGCAGACCCCGGAGCCGGAGAAAGAGCGGGACCCCAGGCCUUUCCCUCGCACCGUGGUGGCCGUAGAGGUUCAGGACCUAAAGAAUGGAGCCACGCACUACUGGUCCCUCGAGAAACUCAAGCAGAGGCUGGACCAGAUGAGAGAGAUGUACGACCGUGCUGGAGAAAUGGCCUCCACCCACCAGGAGGACUGCGAGGGCUCUCUGACAGGAAAUGACCCUUUCUACGACCGGUUCCACUGGUUUAAACUGGUGGGGAGCUCCCCCAUCUUCCACGGCUGCGUCAACGAGCACCUCACCGACCGCACGCCCUCGCCCACCUUCUCCACCACCGACUCGGAGAUCACGGAGCUGGCGGACGAGCGCCAGAGCGAGAUGUCCGACCUGAUCGACGACGAGGCGUUCGUGGACGACACCAGCUCGGACGCCGGCACCGAGGAGGGCUCGGACAUCUUCAGCGACGGCCAGGACCCCUUCUACGACCGCUCCCCCUGGUUCAUCCUGGUGGGAAGAGCUUUCGUGUACCUGAGCAACCUGCUGUACCCCGUGCCGCUGGUUCACCGCGUUGCCAUAGUAACGGAGAAGGGCGAGGUGCGCGGCUUCCUGCGCGUGGGGGUCCAGGCCAUAGCUGCCGACGAGGAGGCUCCAGAUUACGGGUCAGGAGUGAGGCAGUCAGGAACCGCCAAGAUUUCCUUUGAUGACGAGUACUUCAAAAAGAACGACUUUCCCUCCACGGUCAUGACCCGCUCCGGCAUGUCCCUGGAAGAGCUUCGGAUUGUGGAGGGUCAGGGCCAGAGUUCGGAGGUCAUCACACCCUCAGAGGAGCUCAACCGAAUCAAUGACAUGGACCUCAAGCUGGGUAACAUGGCAGAGACCAAGCUGGGCGAUGGUCUGGCGGGCCAGCUGGAGGUGGGCAGCAUCUUUACCUUCCGCGUUACCGUGCUGCAGGCCAGCGGCAUCCCACCGGAGUACGCGGACAUCUUCUGCCAGUUUAAUUUCCUGCACCGUCACGACGAGGCUUUUUCCACCGAGCCUCUGAAAAACACCGGCAAAGGAUCUCCUCUGGGCUUUUACCACGUCCAGAACAUUUCAGUAGAGGUCACGGAGUCUUUUAUUGAGUACAUCAAGAACAAACCUAUUGUGUUCGAAGUGUUUGGCCAUUACCAGCAGCACCCGCUGCAUCUUCACGGCCAGGACCUGAUCAGUCCUCCAACGCCAUCGAGGAAAUACUACCCUAUCCCCAUGCCUCUGUCUAAACCAGACCAUACCCGUAAGAUAGAGUUGAUCUGCUACCUCAUGAGCGGCUAUGUGCACGACAGAGUGCUGGACACGCUGUCCGAGCACGCCAACGCCCUCGCCUCCACUGCUGUGGCCAGUCUGGAGGACGAGGCCGACCAGCUCUCGCACUUCCCCUUCCUCCCGGCAGCCGCUGACCCCGUGCUUAUUGUGCCCAGGCACCAUGUUCCAGCCACCAAGCUGAACACCAUCACCAAGUCCAACCUGGGCCAGUGUGUCAGCAAGUACGACCUGCUGGUGUGGUUUGAGAUCAGCGAGCUGGAGCCCACUGGAGAGUACAUUCCAGCUGUGGUGGACCACAGCGGAGGACUACCCUGCCAUGGCACCUACCUGCUGCACCAGGGGAUCCAGCGGAGGAUCACGGUCACUCUCAUCCACGAGAAGGGCAGCGAGCUCCACUGGAAGGACGUCCGUGAGCUGGUCGUGGGUCGCAUCAGGAACAAGGCGGAAGUGGACGAUGGCGCGGCUGACGCCGUCCUCUCGCUUAACAUCAUUUCUGCCAAGAACAUCAAGUCGUCCCACAACACCAACAGGCUUUCUAUUGAUAAGGAUAUUGAUAGGACCUUCUAUCGCUUCGAGGCCGUGUGGGACAGCUCCCUGCACAACUCCCUCCUCCUGAACCGGGUCACUCCUUACGGAGAGAAGAUCUACAUGACCUUGUCCGCAUAUCUGGAGCUGGACCACUGCAUCCAGCCUGCCAUCAUUACCAAAGACAUCUGCAUGGUGUUCUACUCCCGAGACGCCAAGAUCUCCCCUCCACGUUCUCUCAAGAACCUCUUUGGGAGCGGAUACUCCAAAACUCCUGACUGCAACCGAGUCACCGGCAUCUACGAGCUGAGCUUGUGCAAGAUGUCCGACACUGGAAGUCCAGGGAUGCAGCGGAGGAGGAGGAAGGUCCUGGACACGUCGGUGGCUUACGUGCGAGGAGAGGAGAACCUGGCCGGGUGGAGGCCCAGAGGAGACAGCCUCAUCCUGGAGCACCAGUGGGAGCUGGAGAAAAUGGAGCAGCUGCACGAGGUGGAGAAGACCCGUCACCUCCUCCUGCUGAGGGAGAAGAUCGGAGACGCGGCUCCGGUGGGGACGGCUCCCACCACCAAGUCCCUGAGCGAGCUGCUCUCCCCCAGCAUGAGCACGGGCUCUCUGUCCACCUCCACCUCCAUCUCCUCGCAGAUCUCCAGCACCACCUUCGAAAGCGCCAUCACGCCCAGCGAGAGCAGCGGCUACGACUCGGCUGACAUCGAGAGCCUGGUGGACCGCGAGAAGGAGCUGGCGACCAAGUGCCUGCGUCUCCUCACGCACACCUUCAACAGUGAAUACAACCAGGUGGUGAACAGUAUCAGCGACUGCAAGCUCUCCGACAUCUCACCCAUGGGACGUGACCCAUCAGUGACCAGCUUCAGCAGCGCCACCCUCACCCCCUCCUCCACCUGCCCCUCUCUGUCCGGCUCCGUAGACCAGAAGACCCCAGAGAACAGCUCUCGUGCCUCCAGUCCCUCCUGCUCAGACUACGAGAACUUCCCCAUGGUUCCCACCCUGGAGACCUCCUACCUUGCACGGGCCGGAAAGAACGAGUUCCUCAACUUGGUGCCUGAUAUCGAAGAAAUGAGGCCGGGAUCUGUCGUGUCGAAGAAGGGUUUCCUGAGCUUCAUGGAGCCGCGCUCCAACUCGUGGGUGAAGCACUUUGUGGUUGUUCGUCGGCCCUACGUCUUCAUCUACAACAGCGACAAGGACCCGGUGGAGCGAGGCGUCCUCAACCUCUCCACGGCGCAGGUGGAAUACAGCGAAGACCAGCAGGCCAUGCUCAAGACCCCCAACACGUUUGCCGUGUGCACAAAGCAUCGAGGAAUCCUCCUGCAGGCCAACAACGAGAAGGACAUGAACGACUGGUUGUACGCUUUUAAUCCUCUGCUGGCAGGAACAAUAAGAUCUAAGCUGGCGAGGAGACGCAGCGGCCUGACGAAGAACUGAGCGAAACCACGGCUUCCAUCCCCUCUGAACAGCCUUCGAACAUACCAAGUGUUAACACUUAUUAAUCAUUGUGAUUCUUGACGGUUUUCUCUUGUAAGUAGACUUGUGGCUUAAGUCUCCUUUCAUGCGACUAAAAGUUUCAGUUCCAGAGGAAUUUGCGCCCCCGCCCCUUUUUCCCUCCAACCAACCCUCCUCCUUCCUCCUCCUCCUUCCUCCUCCUCUUCCUCCCCCUCAGCCCUUUGUGUUUUUGUUUUUAUGACGAUGUUAAGGUCUGAUUUUUCCGUUCCGCUUUGUCGUCAUUCCCCAACUCCCCUAACUAGUAGCAUGUUGUAGUAGUCUACGUGUGUGUGCACGACUCUUCAGAAGCUGUUCUUUCUGGCCACCGACUUUCAGUUUUGCCAAUCAUCUUGUAAAAAUCGAGAAAACAAACAAACAAACAAAAAAAAAAAAAAACGUCUCUAUCAGUGUUACUCGUCUCCCGAAAUGAGUUCAGUUUUUUUUUUUUUUUUUCUUUUUAUAUAAUAUGCUCGCAUGAUAACUGCAGCAGUCCUCAGGAGAAGAACGGGUUUGUGCUCGCUCCAAAAAAAUCAAAUAAAAUUUAAAAAAAAAAAAAAAAAAUCAAAUCUGAUAAACAUUUGAAAUCAUGAGGGGAAAAAAAUCUACAAAUGUUUCCAAGCAGUUGAUUAGUUUCCGCUCUGCUUCACGAACCGAUGCUGCUCAUUCUUCGUCUCUUUGUUGAGAUCCGGCCCGCCGCCUCUUCCUCGAUCGGACCCCAGCCCGCCGCGAACCCGGCCGCGAACCCGAACACAAAUUUUUGUGAAUGAAAUUCGUCGGGGUUCCGGCGAGAACGCGACGGACGUCCGUCGUCCUCGCUCUCUGUACAUACGCAGACUCCCAACCUCGGGCCGCGCCGCUGUCAAGUCAGUCAGUCAGUCAGUCAGUCAGUGAGGAAGUGCUCAUGCUUCUGUGUCAGUGGAUACGACGAGAACAUUUCAUCCCUUCGCAAUGAAAACAUGACGCUUGCUAUUUCAUCUCAACAGAAAAAAAAAAAAAAAAAGAACAGUUAAUAUGAGACGAGGAGGAUUGGGAGGAGGAAGAUGGACUGUGCUCUGAUGAGAGAACUUCAUUUGUACAUACAGUCUGUUCUGGGAUCAGUGUGGUAGUUCACUCUUAUUUAAGACAUUCCUCUUAGCUCCUCUAGCUUACACUAACACGCUGAGCCUCAGAGAGACCUCUUGUUUUUUUUUUUUUUUUAUUUAACCAUAACGCACUUGUGAUACUGAACGUAGUGAAAGAGGAGGCAGACGUUACUACUGGUACGAAGGAGCUUUCAGCCGUUAGCUGAAGAAAAGCUGCAGGACGGGUAAACACACAGUCCCAUGACUCCCCUCGCCGCCACGCCAGGGUGGUGGGGUGGGUUAGAAAUCUGUUCCGCAGCUCCACAGGUCAACGCACGGUCAUUUUCUAUAUCAAUCGAAAACCUCUUAACUCAUCCAAAUCUGUGUUGUUGUUGUUGUUUUUCUUUUUCUUUCGCUUUUUAACCAUUCCUCAUCGAAGUUUUAUAUGAACUGUAACCGAGGGCAUUUAUGUUUCUUCAUUUCGGUUGAGGUGUCUAACCUUAUUUUGCACAUUAACACAUAUCUAUAGCAAGACGGAGGCAAGGUCGCGCGCGUCGAGUCCCGGGUUACUUCAGGAACAGAGCGAUAGGAGCACAUAUCGAGGCCACACUGGACGACAGCAGCUUCCCUGAAAAGGGUUUCGCUAGAAAGAAAGACGCGACGCGAAGAAAAAGGGACGACACGGUCUGAUGCUGUUCCGUGGGAAUAUUUGCUCUGCUUCGCCGCGCGGCUCCUGGGUCAAGACGUGGCGUCUCUGCUUCUGCGAGAGUGGGGGGGCUUUGUUUUCGAUGUUCAGACGGGCAUUAAUGAACUCUGGCCUACAAACCAGUAGUAAUGCUGCUGUUUGAUGUGAGAGGGACCUUUAAAGGGUGCGGAAGCAGAGGAGCCGCGUCAUUAUCAGUGACAUUUCUUCACUGUUUGCUCGCGCGAAGACAGAAAACGUUCACCUCAGAUUGGGUGAUAACUGCAGAGUGGCCUCGGGUCAACCAACCCGCUGGACCCUUUUUUGAGUUUUUAUCAUUUCUGAGGAGAAAUGUUUCCUAAAUCGCGAUAAUAGUAAUUAAUAACGACAAAACGUCUAUGCACUGAUCAGUAAUCGCUCCUGGUGCAACACGAAGAGAUGCAUAUUUCUGCCAGCGGCCGUCAGAGCAAACAUUUUCACUUUGUAUGACUAAUUUGCAGAGGUAUAUUAUUUUGGAUUGUGUAUUUAUUGUUUGCAAUGUACAUAUUAGUUUGCAGCUCUUUGCACAUAUUAAUAAAAGGUUCAACUAACUGGUCAACGUGAAGUCUGUGCGGUUUAGUUGUUCUGCUCGCAAUGAACCAAAUGAUGGCACGGCAGCCUGAAUGAUACAGAAGACAGGGAUAAAAGAAAAGAAAAGAAAAGAAAAGGGAGAAAGAGACCUAACCAGCUGCGAUCUCUUCAGCGGGAAGUGUUUGGAGUGAAUCGAAAGUCUGCUUUUUAGGCGUUUUACUCACAGCUCAUGCUUGUCAGCCAUCUGAAUUCUAACAAAAUAAAGGUGGUUUUUAACUUUUUUUUUUUUUUUCUAAUAUCAGGGAAUACAACACGACGUAGCUAGUUACAUCUAAAACGACAGUAUACUAUUGUUUGUGUCUUUCUUCACCUCUUUUCUUUUCCGUUGAUGCCUUUCAAAACUAAACUAGCCAUGAUAUAUAUAUAUAUAUAUUUUAUUUUAUUUUAUUUUUUCUCCACCUUCCCCUCUGACAAUUAAUAUCAGUUAUAACUGCGUUCCCUUUUCGGAUUUGUUCACCACAAAGAAACGGCAACAAACGACAUUAACACUGUACAUUAUUUGUCAGACUGGUUUCAUUUUCAUACUUAUUUUGUAAAUAUCUGUGUUGUAUGGAGCUUGAACUAAAAUGUAAAUAUGUUUACUGUAUUUGUAAUAAUUAUAAUCCAUUCGCUGUAUAGCAUAGAUGUGUCAUGCAGAUAUCCUAAUUCUGUGUAUGGUAAUCUUGCACCAUUGAACUGUUUAGUGAAUGAGGCAACAAUAAAAGUGCAAACUGUGCAUUGGCAGAACAA